Molecule: messenger RNA, 306 nt
Organism: Puccinia triticina
Lineage: Eukaryota; Fungi; Basidiomycota; Pucciniomycetes; Pucciniales; Pucciniaceae
Exons: 3
Coding region: 1-306 (101 amino acids)
Source: RefSeq, a predicted model, not a curated record
AUGCUUCCCAAUACGCUGCGAUUCACCACUCUACUCGGCUACAGCUUGUUGGUUUCCACCCUUGCGACUAUCGAGCAAGACUUCAGUAGCCUACCGCAAUGCUCUGUCCAGUGCCUGACAACAUCUCUUGGGUCGAGCGGCUCCCCGUGUGCCCCGACCGACUUUGCCUGUCUUUGCAAGAACAAAAAAUUUCUCGCCGCUAGUGAUUCCUGCAAUAAAUCCUCGUGCUCGGGUAAAGAUGCAAAGGCUGCCAAAACCUGGGGAGAAAAGGCUUGUCAAGGAGUAGGUGUCAAGAUUGCCGCAUGA